CACGGCCAGCGCAUCGCCAUCCGGAACUUGUCCGGAACACUGGCACACAGAUGUGUCAAAGGAGUCGACAUCUCUUGAUCCUCCCCAUCGAUGCGAAGUACACACGAGCUAUGUACGCUUUGUUAGCAUGCGCUCAGCGCACUCAGAUAGGCUCCCAGGGGCAGUACCGUCGUGCUUCGGAUACAACUGAACAAUCAGUGCGGUCCCAGCUGAGCUACUAGACUUCCACGACGCGGGUCGUGCCAAUUAUACUCCACUCGUCGCGUUGCAAUUGGAGAUGUCUACUAGCGUCAACCUGCUUUCGGGUCCUGAGCUCGUCGGUUCGUUAUUAAACUACGGAUUGCAAGGCGUCCUCAUCGCCCAAGUUUAUAUAUACCAUGUCUGCUUCCCAAACGAUCCACUCUCCUUGAAAGCCUUCGUCUAUGGCGUCUGCAUCUUUGAACUCGUGCAGACUGCUUUAUGUUCCGUCGACAGCUUUCACGUAUACGUUUGGGGCUAUGGCGACCAAGUUGACAAUCUGCUCAGCUUCUACAAUGGCUGGUUUACGAUUUGCGUCAUGGCUGGCCUCGUGUCAGCUGCGGUGCAAUCGUUCUUUGCGUGGAGAAUCUUGAUGAUGUCGCGUUACCGCUGGCUGUGCGCUUUCAUUGUCACGAUCUCCCUCACCCAAAUGUCUGCAGCCAUAGUAAGCGGCGUGAAGAUGAAAGCAUUGACCACGGAUGAAGACGAGGCAGUCAUCAUUCCAUAUAUUGACACGUGGCUUGCGGGGAGCGCACUCACAGAUAGUGUUAUUGCUAUCUCGAUGACCCUCUUGCUUACCAGGGCCAAGACUGGGAUUCGAAGAUCGGACGCGAUUAUUGACCGACUCAUCGCGCUCGGUAUCGAGACAGGCACUUUCACGGCGGUGGUUGCCAUCCUCGAUCUCCUAUUCUUCACUAUAAAGCCCAGAACAUAUCUUCACAGUACCCCCGUUCUGGUACUAUCUAAGCUAUAUUCUAACACCUUGCUCAUCAAUUUCAACAAUCGAGCACGGACGGCGAGUCUCGUGGACGGCAAUGUGAUGUCGAUGCAGGGCAUCCAGAGGAGCGACAACACUGCCAGUACGCUUGCCGGGGCCUCACAUGGUACGGACUUCGGGAUCAAACGUAAAUUCGAACGAGUUCUGGCCAUGCAACCGUCGACUUCGAGGACCGAGUCCGUGAAGCCUACGGAGAGUGUCAUCUGUUUUGCGCCUUCCCCAGAGACACUCGGUGGCGACAAAGUGGCUCGGAUCGCCACAACAGACUCGGAGUGAGCGACGCCGACUCGUAAUCAACCAG
Messenger RNA from Fomitopsis serialis, 1316 nucleotides. RefSeq lists its product as uncharacterized. Bases 278 to 1291 code for a protein of 337 amino acids. The transcript is spliced from 19 exons. NCBI's taxonomy places the organism in Eukaryota, Fungi, Basidiomycota, Agaricomycetes, Polyporales, Fomitopsidaceae. The record is from RefSeq and is a predicted model, not a curated record.